This is a messenger RNA of Humulus lupulus (European hop), 1744 nucleotides long. Its product is annotated as polygalacturonase At1g48100-like. Bases 174 to 1583 code for a protein of 469 amino acids. Gene Ontology annotation, biological process: carbohydrate metabolic process. NCBI's taxonomy places the organism in Eukaryota, Viridiplantae, Streptophyta, Magnoliopsida, Rosales, Cannabaceae. The record is from RefSeq and is a predicted model, not a curated record. The transcript has 6 exons. Gene Ontology annotation, molecular function: polygalacturonase activity.
GAAAGGUGACAAUUUUGUGUCACAAGUUUCAAAUCAAAUUCUUUCAAUAUCCAAAGCGUGGUGAACUAAAUCCUACACUCUAAUCUAGUCUUGUCUAGAGAAGCUUUGUUUCUAUAAGUAGCCUAACAUUUUGCAUUUCAUUUGGUCUCUCAUUUCAAACAAGAAGAAGAAAAAUGGUAUCAUUUUCUUUGGUUCUCAUUUGGGUUUUCUUUCUUUUUUUCAUUCCAAUACAUGGUAGGCUACUUAGUUAUAAUACUAAACCUCACCAUUUGCUAGCAGUAUCUAGAAUUUCACUGCCACCUUCCCUUGCACCUGAGGCUGCUGUUAGCCCAAGUUACAAUGCAGAUUCUACUAAAAAUAAAGUCGCUACUGUUUUCAAUGUACUGUCUUUUGGUGCUGUUGGGGAUGGUGUUAGUGAUGAUACUCAAGCAUUUAAGAUGGCUUGGGACACAGCUUGCGAGGCUGAACAAGAAGAAGAAGAAGAAACCAUUGUUGUUCUUGUUCCUAGAAGCCAUAGUUUCAUGAUACAAUCUACAAUAUUCACAGGGCCUUGUAAAUCAUCAAAUCUCACUUUUAAGGUUGAGGGGACACUGAUGCCACCAGAUGGGCCUGAUUCCUGGCCAAGAAACAAAUCAAAGAGACAAUGGCUGGUUUUCUAUAGAGUCAAUGGAAUGGCACUGUUGGGUGGUGGUCUUAUAGAUGGGAGAGGACAGAAAUGGUGGGAUCUUCCUUGCAAGCCUCACAAGGGAGUCCAUGGAGGUACAGCACCUGGUCCUUGUGAUAGCCCAGUUGCUAUAAGGUUCUUCAUGAGCUCCAAUUUGACAGUAGAAGGACUAAAAGUCAAGAACAGUCCUCAGUUCCAUUUUCGAUUCGACGGUUGCCAAAACGUCCAUGUGGAAUCGCUUUCGAUAAAAUCACCUUCUCUGAGUCCCAACACUGAUGGAAUUCAUAUAGAGAACACUAACAAUGUGAGAAUACACAAUUCACUCAUAUCCAAUGGAGAUGACUGUGUAUCAAUUGGAGCUGGUUGUUACAAUGUAGACAUAAAAAACCUUACUUGUGGCCCAAGUCAUGGAAUUAGCAUUGGUAGCCUGGGCAUGCGCAAUUCGAGAGCCUGUGUUUCGAACAUUACAGUGAGCGAUUCGAUCAUCAAGCACUCGGACAAUGGAGUUCGAAUCAAAACAUGGCAAGGGGGAUCAGGGACAGUUUCUGGAGUAAAAUUCAUCAACAUUCGCAUGGACACAGUUCGAAAUCCGAUUAUUGUAGACCAGUACUAUUGUUCCACCAAGAGCUGCCUCAACCAAACUUCUGCAGUACAAGUUUCAGACAUUGUUUACUCAAACAUAAAAGGAACUUAUGACAUAAGAAGCCCUGCCAUACACUUUUCUUGCAGUGACUCAAUUCCUUGCACAAAUCUGACUCUUUCAGAAAUAGAACUUUUUCCAGCCAAAGGAGAGUUUAUGUCAAACCCAAUCUGCUGGAAUGCUUAUGGAAUUAUGCAGACACUUUCUAUACCACCAGCAUUUUGUCUCUUGGAUGGAACUCCACUAGGUAUGCAGGAUAGGGAUGUUGGCCAGUGUUGACCAUAGAUACAAAAUAGCCUGUUUCUAUAGUUGUGUUAGUGAAUUAGAAGUUUAAAUAUGUCAUUACUUAGUUAUAGUAAAAUAGCUUGAUGUUGUGUUGGUGUGUACUUGUAUUUGUAUAUCCUCAAAAUCUUGAAGAGAAGCCACUGUAUUUUGUUGUU